UCUAGUCGAAAGGGAGUUGACGUAAUCUUUUCAGUAAAUCAAGGUACUCUAUCUGUUCUUUUUUUUGCUUGUGUGCAGAUAUACGACCGCUUUUCAUCUGAACUGGAAAAUAACCUCAUCAAGGAAGCAACGAAUGCAGUGGAAGCCUGUCUGGUGGAGACUUAAACACUGCUAUAAUGGGUGUUAUUCAUAAAAGUGGGCUUGACCAUUUUUUUGCGAGCAUACUCUGAUGAACAAUAUUAUACUUAAUUUUAACGCUUAUUUGUUUUCGCUACUUUUCUAUGGUGUUCUAGUCUUCGUUUCGAUCUUCAAAAGAGAGUAAUUUUUGGAAUCAUACUACUGGGUACUGGGUGAAAGUCCUAAACUGCUGCAAUGUCUGGGGCGUCUGUGAAAGUCGCUGUCCGAGUUCGUCCCUUUAACUCGAGAGAGACAAGCAAGGAGUCAAAAUGCAUCAUUCAGAUGCAAGGCAAUUCUACCAUUAUAUCCAACCCCAAGAACCCAAAGGACCCAGCAAAGUCCUUCAGCUUUGACCACUCCUACUGGUCCCACACUACGCCAGAGGACCCCACCUUUGCCUCACAGAGCCUUGUGUACAAUGACCUUGGCAAGGAGAUGCUGCAGCAUGCCUUUGAUGGCUACAACGUCUGCAUCUUUGCCUACGGCCAGACCGGAGCUGGCAAGUCCUACACCAUGAUGGGCAGGCAGGAGGAAGGACAGGAGGGAAUCAUUCCCCUGCUCUGUGAAGAACUCUUUGAGAAAAUCAAUGACAACAACAAAGACGAGAUCUCAUUCUCAGUGGAGGUCAGCUACAUGGAGAUCUACUGCGAGCGGGUGCGGGACUUGCUCAACCCGAAGAACAAAGGGAACCUGCGUGUGCGAGAGCACCCCCUGCUGGGGCCCUACGUGGAGGACUUGUCCAAGCUGGCCGUCACCUCCUACAACGACAUCAACGACCUCAUGGACGCCGGCAACAAGGCCAGGACGGUGGCAGCCACCAACAUGAACGAGACCAGCAGCAGGUCCCACGCUGUCUUCACCAUCGUCUUCACACAGAGGAAGUACGACAGUGAGACAGACCUCUCCACAGAAAAGGUCAGCAAAAUCAGUCUGGUGGACUUGGCAGGAAGUGAGCGAGCUGACUCUACUGGAGCCAAAGGCACCAGGCUAAAGGAGGGAGCCAACAUCAACAAAUCUCUGACCACAUUAGGGAAGGUCAUCUCUGCCCUGGCUGAGGUGGAUUACACUACCAGCAAGAGCAAAAAGAAGAAGAAGACUGACUUUAUCCCGUACAGAGACUCGGUUCUGACAUGGCUGCUUAGGGAGAACCUAGGUGGAAACUCCAGAACAGCCAUGGUAGCCGCCCUCAGUCCUGCAGAUAUCAACUAUGAUGAAACCCUCAGCACACUUCGCUACGCUGACCGGGCCAAGCAGAUCAAGUGCAAUGCCGUCAUCAACGAGGACCCCAACAACAAGCUUGUGCGCGAGCUGAAGGAUGAGGUGACACGGCUGAAGGACCUGCUCCGCGCCCAGGGCCUGGGAGACAUCCUGGACAACCUGAAAGACAUACACAACAAUAAGCAUAGAUACUUGCUAGCCUCAGAGAACCAACGCCCUGGCCAUUUCUCCACAGCCCCUAUCGGUUCCCUGACAGCCUCGCCGUCCUCUGGCUCGCUCUGCAGCCUAGUUGGCCCACAGUCGGUCACCAGUAUCCAGGAGCGCAUCAUGUCCACCCCGGGAGGGGAAGAGGCCAUCGAGAGACUCAAGGAAUCUGAGAAAAUCAUUGCUGAGCUCAAUGAGACCUGGGAGGAGAAGCUUCGGAAGACCGAGGCAAUACGAAUGGAGAGGGAAGCCCUGCUGGCUGAGAUGGGCGUGGCUAUCCGUGAGGAUGGCGGCACUCUCGGGGUCUUCUCUCCUAAAAAGACCCCUCACCUGGUCAACCUGAACGAGGACCCAUUGAUGUCAGAAUGUCUGCUGUAUUACAUCAAAGACGGAAUCACAAGGGUGGGCCAGGCGGACACUGAGAGACGGCAGGACAUUGUUCUGAGCGGAGCCCACAUCAAAGAGGAGCACUGCAUCUUCCGCAGCGAAAGGAACGCCAAUGGAGACGUGGUUGUCCUGAUGGUGCCUUGUGAGGGAUCGGAGACCUAUGUCAACGGCAAGCGAGUUGGAGCGUCAGUGCAGCUUCGUUCAGGAAACCGUAUCAUCAUGGGGAAGAACCACGUGUUUCGGUUCAACCAUCCGGAGCAGGCGAGGGCAGAGAAGGAGGAGAAGGAGAAGGAGACCCCAACAGCAGAGACCCCAGUAGAGCCAGUGGACUGGACCUUUGCCCAGAGAGAGCUGCUGGAGAAGCAGGGCAUCGACAUGAAGCAAGAGAUGGAGAAAAGAUUGACUGAGAUGGAGAUCUUGUACAAAAAAGAGAAAGAGGAGGCGGACCAACUUCUGGAACAGCAGAGACUGGUCUAUGAGAGCAAGUUGCAGGAACUUCAGAAACAGGUGGAGACCUGUUCACUGGCUGUGGAGACGCCCGACGAAGAGGAAGAUGAAGARGAGGAAGAGGAGGAAAUCACCCACUCAUCAGAAAAGAUUGAUCAAGUGCCCUGGACACAGCAUGAGUUUGAGCUAGCGCAGUGGGCCUUCAGAAAAUGGCGGUACCAUCAGUUCACCUCGCUCCGCGACCAGCUGUGGGGCAAUGCGGUCUACCUGAAGGAGGCCAACGCCAUCAGUGUCGAAUUAAAGAAGAAGGUGCAGUUCCAGUUCGUAUUGCUGACGGACACCUUGUACUCACCGCUUCCCCCGGAGCUGUCGCCCCCCGAGCUGGAGAAGGAGCGCGGCUCACGCCCGUUCCCCCGCACCGUGGUGGCUGUUGAGAUACAGGACCUGAAAAAUGGCGCCACGCACUACUGGUCCCUGGAGAAGCUCAAGCAGAGGCUGGACCAGAUGAGAGAGAUGUACGACCGCGCCGGGGAAAUGGCUUCCUCCAAUCAGGACGACAACGAGGGGGCUCUGACUGGAACUGACCCCUUCUAUGACCGCUUUCAUUGGUUCAAAUUGGUGGGGAGCUCCCCCAUCUUCCAUGGCUGCGUCAACGAGCAGCGGCUGGCCGACCGCACGCCCUCACCCACCUUCUCCACGGCCGACUCAGACAUCACAGAGCUGGCGGACGAGCGACAGAGCGAGAUGUCGGACUACUUGGACGACGAGGCGUUCGUGGACGAUACCAGCUCAGACGCUGGCACCGAGGAGGGCUCGGAUAUCUUCAGCGACGGCCAGGAUCCCUUCUACGACCGCUCCCCCUGGUUCAUACUGGUGGGAAGAGCCUUUGUGUACCUGAGCAACCUGCUCUACCCCGUGCCCCUGGUCCAUCGUGUUGCCAUAGUGACGGAGAAGGGCGAUGUGCGUGGUUUCCUGCGUGUCGGUGUCCAAGCCAUCGCUGCUGACGAGGAGGCCCCAGAUUACGGGUCAGGAGUGAGACAGUCGGGAACUGCCAAGAUAUCCUUUGACGACGAGUACUUCAAAAAGAAUGACUUUCCUUCCACAGUCAUGACCUGCUCUGGCCUUUCUCUGGAGGAGCUGCGCUUCGUGGAGGGCCAGGGUCAGAGUUCAGAGAUCAUCACCCCCUCCGAGGAGCAGAACAGAAUCAAUGACAUGGACCUGAAGCUGGUUCAGGGGAACUUGGUUGACCCUAAGCUUAGUUGCGAAGAAGGUCUGACCGGCCAACUGGAGGUGGGCAGUAUCUUUACCUUCCGUGUGACCGUGCUCCAAGCCAGCGGCAUUCUACCAGAGUAUGCCGACAUCUUCUGCCAGUUCAAUUUUCUCCAUCGUCACGACGAAGCCUUCUCCACAGAGCCUCUGAAGAACACUGGGAAAGGAACUCCUCUGGGCUUCUAUCACGUCCAGAAUAUUUCAGUGGAGGUGACUGAGUCGUUCAUUGAGUACAUCAAGACCAAGCCCAUCGUGUUUGAGGUGUUUGGUCACUACCAGCAGCACCCUCUGCACCUGCACGGUCAGGACCUCAUAAGUCCUCCUCAGGCUGCCAGGAAGUACUACCCUAUUCCAAUGCCACUGUCUAAGCCAGUACCAGCCACCAAGCUCAACACCAUCAGCAAGUCCAACCUGGGCCAGUGUGUGAGCAAGUACGACCUGCUGGUGUGGUUCGAGAUCAGCGAGCUGGAGCCCACCGGAGAGUACAUACCAGCUGUGGUGGAUCACAGUGGAGGACUGCCCUGCCAUGGAACCUACCUACUGCAUCAGGGGAUUCAGCGCCGGAUCACCGUCACCCUCAUCCACGAGAAGGGCAGCGAGCUCCACUGGAAGGACGUGCGUGAGCUGGUUGUUGGUCGGAUCAGGAACAAGCCAGAGGUGGAUGACUCGGCAGCAGAUGCCGUCCUGUCCCUCAACAUCAUCUCGGCCAAAAAUAUCAAAUCAUCCCACAACGCUAACAGGACCUUCUACAGAUUCGAGGCUGUGUGGGACAGCUCUCUGCACAACUCCCUUCUGCUCAACCGAGUCACUCCCUACGGAGAGAAGAUCUUCAUGACCCUGUCUGCAUACCUGGAGCUCGACCACUGCAUUCAGCCUGCCAUUAUUACCAAAGACAUCUGCAUGGUCUUCUACUCCCGAGACGCCAAGAUCUCCCCUCCCCGCUCCCUGAGGAACCUCUUUGGAAGCGGCUACUCCAAGACCCCUGACUGCAACAGAGUGACUGGCAUCUAUGAGCUGAGCUUGUGCAAGAUGUCUGACACAGGAAGCCCAGGUAUGCAGCGGAGGAGGAGGAAGAUUCUGGACACUUCUGUGGCCUACGUCCGGGGAGAGGAGAACCUGGCUGGCUGGAGGCCCAGAGGAGACAGCCUCAUCUUGGAGCACCAAUGGGAGCUGGAGAAAAUGGAGCAGCUGCAUGAGGUGGAGAAGACGCGUCACCUGCUGCUGCUGAGAGAGAAGCUGGUGGAGACUGCUCCAGCUACAGGCCCUGGGGGGCCCACCAGCAAGUCCCUGAGCGAGUCACUGUCCCCUAGCAUGAGCAGCGGAACCCUGAGCACCUCCACCUCCAUCUCCUCCCAGAUCUCCAGCACCACCUUCGAGAGUGCAAUCACACCCAGCGAGAGCAGUGGCUACGACUCGGCCGACAUCGAGAGCCUGGUGGACCGCGAGAAGGAGCUGGCCACCAAGUGCCUCCGCCUUCUGACCCACACUUUCAACAGUGAAUACAACCAGGUGUGCAACAGCAUCAGUGACUGCAAGCUGUCAGACAUCUCCCCCAUGGGCCGUGACCCGUCGGUGACCAGCUUCAGCAGUGCCACCCUCACCCCCUCCUCCACCUGCCCCUCUCUGGCUGACUCCCGCUGUAGCUCCGUGGAUCAGAAGACCCCAGAGGCCAAUUCUCGCGCCUCCAGCCCCUCCUGCUCGGACUAUGAGAACUUCCCCAUGGUGCCCACCCUGGAGACGUCUUAUCUGGCUCGAGCCGGCAAAAAUGAGUUCCUCAACCUGGUGCCCGACAUCGAGGAGAUGAGACCAGGGUCUGUGGUGUCCAAGAAGGGUUUCCUGAGCUUCAUGGAGCCGCGGUCCAACUCGUGGGUGAAGCACUUUGUGGUGGUGCGCCGACCCUACGUGUUUAUCUACAACAACGACAAGGACCCGGUGGAGAGGGGAGUGCUCAACCUGUCCACUGCCCAGGUGGAGUACAGCGAGGACCAGCAGGCCAUGCUCAAGACACCCAACACAUUCGCUGUGUGCACAAAGCACAGAGGGAUACUGCUCCAGGCCAACAAUGACAAAGACAUGAACGACUGGCUAUACGCCUUCAACCCGCUUCUAGCGGGAACAAUAAGGUCCAAGUUGGCGAGAAGGCGCUCUGGUCUGCUGAAGAACUGAUAGUUCGUCUGUGUGCAGGAAAACAUGGCUCCUAUUCUUCAGACUAGCCUUGGAACACAUACCAAGUGUUAACACUUAUUAACCAUUGUGAUUCUUGACGGUUUUCUCUUGUACGUAGACUUGUGGCUUAAGUCUCCUCAAGCAACUAAAAGUUUCAGUUCCUGAAAAUCUGCUUACCCCCCUAUCCAAACCUCCCCCUCUCCCAGCCUCUCGUGUUUUCGUUUGGGAUUCGUUUUCGUGUUUUGUUUCGCUUUGUCGUCAUUACCCCUCCCUGACCCCUCUAACUAGUAGCAUGUCGUAAUAGUCUACUUGUAUGUGCACGAUUCUUCAGAAACAGGUUCUGACCACUCUUUUUAAGUUUACUAAUCGUCUGUAAAGAUUGUCUUUAUCAGUGUUAGCUGUCUAUCAAGAAUAUUUUAUUUUAUUUUACGCGCCCGCAUGACAACAGCAGCAUUCCUCAGGAGAAGACCAGGUUUGCUUAUUUUACACACCAAAAAAAUCACAAAUAUGACAGUUAAAAAAAACUACUGGGAAACAAAAAAGAUGAGGAACUACAUGAGAAAUAUCAGUUUACGCUCUCCAACAGAAAGCACCGCUGGUUCAAGAACUAUUGCUGCUAGUGAAAACAGGUUUUCCAGUCUACGAGACUUUGCAUUGGGCCUCUGCCCCUCUUAAAGUAUAAUCUAGCCCUCAUACACCACCCCCCACUCCACUGAAUUUUUGUGAGAAAUACCGAACGGGAAAACAACAACUGUUGGUAAAGAUUGCCAUUUUCAGUUAGACAUUACUGCAGCAUUGGAGAAACACUAUUGUUAUCCACGUGGUAUCCAUGUCCCACUGUUUUAACCUCUGUAUACACAAAUCCACCCCAAAUUUAAGCAUUGCUGUCUGUCUACCUGCAAGGACUUUCAAAGCGAUUUGGCGUAUAGGAGUAUGACAUUAGAAAUACAACUAGCGAAAUAAACACGAUUCAGUAAUGAAAAUAUUAAAUUGGACUAUUCCCAUGAAAAUACAUUACUGAACACCCCUCUACUCUUUUGCCAGUUCAGCUGUCCUUGAUAUCUCAGUCACUGAAUAGAUAGAUAAAUAGAGCAGGAAUAUACCAAGUCACCGAUAGAGGGAGGAGGAGGGGGGACAGUACUGUGAGGAGAAUGUAAUUUGUACAUAAUGUUCCAGGAUCCUUGUGCUAGUCGCCUCUCAUUAAGGAUUUAAAAGACAUUCCUCUUAGAAUUUGUUAGUCUUACUCUUAGUGCUUUUCCUACACUGCUCUAUUUAGGUUCAUGGCUAGUCGGCUCACAUAGCCACACUGGACCUCAGCAUUUAUUCAGUGUUUUAUCAUUGCGUCCUUGUGUAACAACUAAAGACAUAACACAGUGCAAACAAAAGGAACCAAGGGAACUAAGUAGGGUUGAAUAGCCUUGACCCCUUGGUAGAGUUAUUUGGUGAAGGUUGUAGUGUGUUGCCUUGCAGAAAUAGACCAGAUGAUAGCCUGUAUCUGGUCCAUUCAUUCUCAUGAAAACCAUCAGGUACUGUGUUUCUUCGGGUGAAAUGGUGAAUGAACAGGGUGAGCUGAUUUCCCACAGAAUCCCAUACAUUUUGCUUUUGUUAUUCUUUCUUGAAUCUAAACCUCAUUAACUCAGCUAACUACUCAUAAGUUAUUUUUUUUAUUAGCACUGUUGAUUAUUUUAUACUAUGCGGUCAUUCCAUAAUGGAUUUUGAUAUGAAAUAAUGGAAAAAAUGCGAAAGGAGGGAAGUUUUAUCCAGCUAUGUUUUAACAUUAUUUUGCACAUUUACAUAUAACUAUAGCAAGACUAUAGAGCAGACCAGACAUAUUCAAGCCAAGAUUGAUUGAAUCUUAGCCCCGGCAGUAAAUACGAGGUCUUCUAACGUAAGUAUUGAUAAGAAAGUGACAAGGUUGAUGGGUUACCACCCAGCUAACACAAAACGUUUCACAACCUAAAAAAAAAGUUCCCGUAAUAUUCUGGGAACCAGAAUGUGUUAGCUAGGCAGUGUGCAUGAGGAUGUGUUGAUGAGUAUCUCUGAGACUGCUAAUGUUUACUAACUAUAGACCACUGUCUGGGAUCAAAGGGAUAGAAUAUGCUCUGAUGCUUUUUCUGAUGUUAUUAUUUAUGAAAAUAUUUGCUCUGCUCGUCACUAUAGGUCAACUACGGCCACACGUUUUAGGUCCGUCAAAAUUAUGAAGUGACAUUAAAAUGGGGGCUCUGUCUCUACAUUUGGUUGCUUUGUACUGUACUGCACGAAUGUAAAGAAUGGAAUAUUCAGAGGGCUAUGAGAUGGCUCUGGCCAACCAACCAGUAGUUCCUUUUGCCCUCGGCACACUGCAAAGAUGAGUUGAAGUUUGAGUGUGUAGAGACAGUGACAAUUGUGGACAACCCUCUGUGUUUGGGGCUUCAUGAAGUUAUUCGCUAAAAUUAAGACAUAAUUUUUCAGUUUGGAAAUUCAUCGACAACAUUUUCUCAGAACAAAUGAAAAUCGCUGAAAGACAUUCUGCCCUCAGGCCAACCAACCUAUAGCAGGGCAGAUAGAAAAACCUUUGGCUCGUUGUUGGAUUGUUACUUUAAGAGCUGCAGAAAUGGUUCUCCAUGUCAGGGUAUCCGUACUGAAAACUGAUCAGUUGUAGGAGGACAAGCUUUCCUCAACCUCCAAGAUUACAGAGCAGCCUCUAUGCACUGAUCAACAGCAAAGUUUACCUCCCAUUAACUUCACUGUAUUGAAUAAUGACAUGUAUGAGCUAAUAUUAACAUAUUGAUAUGAUUACCUGUCAAAGCAAAGAUUUCCACUUGGCAACUAAUCUAUAUGAUAGAUACUAUUAUGGAUUGUUUCAUCUGUAUUUAUCGUUUUGCAAUGUAUAUAUUAGUUUGCAGCUCUUUGCACAGAAUAAUAAAAGGUAUAACUAACUGAUCAAAUAAAGUCUGCUCAAUUUCAGUUGUUUCACUACAAAUGAACCAAAUGAUGGCGUGCAGCAUUUGCAAGCUGAGGCAGUUUGAAGAGUAAGUUGAAUGUACUAUCAGGAUGUUGCUGUGUAUUAUUUCCAUUUAUCAAAAAGGAACUAAAAUGUAACCCAUUUAAGCCCAAUUGUAGGGAGAUGGGUCACUUUAGUGCUUCCUUUUAGAAAGUAGUCUGAAAUAAGUUUGCUUUUGAACUUAAACCAUAUUAGUGAUAGCUAGCCAUCUAGAAUGUUGCAGUUGCGCUUUUUGUUAUUUCUUGUUUGUUUUUCUAAUAUCAGGGAGUAUAUUAAGAAGUAGCUAUUGUUGUUAGGCAUCCAAAAUUACAGUAUACCACUUUACCAUUGUUUCUCAAGAUGUCUUCACCUCAACGCUUUCCCAUGCUGCCUUUAAAACAAAACUAGCCAUGAUAUUUUGCAUCUUCCCCACUGACCCCAGUCAGAAGACUUAUUUGUUUUUAACUGACAUUCCUUCUGAUUUGUUCACAAAAAUGACAAACCACGACAUUAUCACUGUACAUUAUUUGUCAGAUUGGCUUCAUUUUCAUACUUAUUUUGUAAAUAUCUGUGUUGUAUGGGGCUUGAAUUAAAAUGUAAAUAUGUUUCCUGUAUUUGUAAUAAUCAUAAUCCAUUCGCUGUAUAGCCUAGAUGUGUCAUGCAGAUGUCCUAAUUCUGUGUAUGGUAAUCUUGCACCAUUGAGCUGUUUAGUGAAUGAGGUAACAAUAAAAGUACAACCCGUGCAUAAGCAGAAUAAAUUAAA
This is a messenger RNA of Salvelinus sp. IW2-2015, 9593 nucleotides long. It is a transcript of the gene kif1b, whose product is annotated as kinesin family member 1B. Gene Ontology annotation, biological process: microtubule-based movement. The record is from RefSeq and is a predicted model, not a curated record. Lineage: Eukaryota; Metazoa; Chordata; Actinopteri; Salmoniformes; Salmonidae. Gene Ontology annotation, molecular function: microtubule binding; microtubule motor activity; ATP binding.